UCGUGCCUGCGCACACGGGAAGAACGAGAGAAAGAGUGGAAGGAGGGAGGGGGGAAACGUAGUAACUGCAAACGUGCUGCCGGUGGAGGGGGGGAGGGGUGGACGACCAGAACUGGACCGUUACUGGCUGGACCCAUGAGCGGACGGCGAGCCUCCGUGGAGGGCAGAUAAGGCGGCGGGACGCGAGCUGGCGGCUCCCGAUGAGUGGACAUUGGUUUGUUGUUUAGAAUGGAAGACAAAUCCUCAAUCCACAAUCCGAGCUCAUCCGCCGAUUCUGCAGCCCCGGUAAAUGCUGAAGAUUUCGUGGUGGUGCCCCUGCAGGUCGAUGGCUCUUCAAACUUGGACGACAGACCUCAGUUGAAGAUAAUGUCCAAUGGAGAUGAACAGCUGGAAAAGGCGAUGGAAGAGAUACUUAGAGAUUCUGAGAAAAAGCAAAAUGCCAACCAGGGAGGGAUCGACGGUGGUACAGAGUCCUACAGUCAUGGCUCCAGCAUGACUGCUGCCAGAAACCCUCCGCUCACAUUAAUUUUAGACCCCAACAGUACAGAGGUUCCCGCACAGAACACCAGCCUGGCCGCAAACCCUCCAGAAGAGGAAAGUGUUUCCUUUCACAAACUCUCAUAUUUAGGUCAUAUGAAGGUUUCCGCUCCACGCAGUGAGACAGAAGCCCUGCGGGCCAUGUCCUCCAUGAGAGCAGAUUGUUCAGCUCCAAUCACUGUAACUCUCUACGUUCCCAAUGUGGCUGAAGGCUCCGUCAGGAUCAUGGAUCAGUCCACAAAUGCAGAAAUCGCCUCUUUCCCAAUCUAUAAAGUGCUGUUCUGUGUCCGAGGACAUGAUGGGACUUCGAAAUGCGACUGUUUUGCAUUCACGUCACGGGAUCUUGACACAGACGAGUUUCAAAUCCACGUGUUCAGCUGCGAGAUCAAAGAGGCGGUAAGCAGGAUCCUGUACAGCUUCAAUACGGCUUUCAAGCGCUCAUCAAAGCAAACUGCAGAUGUGAAGGAUUCCUCCCUGCCAACGCCAGAUAGUGAUGUCUUCACGUUCACGGUGUCCCUUGAGGUAAAGGAGGAUGACGGAAAAGGGAAUUUCAGCCCAGUGCCAAAAGAUCGCGAUAAACUGUUCUUCAAACUGAAGCAAGGCCUGGAGAAGAAAGUUGUGAUAAUGAUCCAGCAGGUGUCAAACAAGGAGCUAGUUGUGGAAAGAUGUUUUGGAAUGCUGCUCAGCCCAGGCAAAAGCGUCAAGAAUAGUGACAUGCAUCUUCUAGAUAUGGAAUCUAUGGGAAAAAGCAGUGAUGGAAAAGCGUAUGUUAUCACAGGAAUGUGGAAUCCGAAUGUCCCAGCAUUUCUAGCACUCAAUGAGGAAACUCCUAAAGACAAGAGAGUGUACAUGACCGUCGCUGUUGACAUGGUGGUUACAGAAGUGGUGGAGCCUGUCCGAUUCCUGCUGGAGACGGUGGUCCGUGUGUACCCCACAAACGAGAGGUUCUGGUAUUUUAGCAGGAAAACCUUCACAGAGACCUUCUACUUAAAGCUCAAACAGUCCGGGAAUAAGGGCUCCGGAGAUUCAAUUUACGAAGUCCUGAGCUUGCAAAGACAAUUGGAAAUGGUAGAGGCUCCUACCAGCCCAUCCAGCACUAGUGGGUUAAUGUCCCCGCAAGAGGAGGAGGAGCCAGAGGAAGAGAGUGACAGUGAACUCUGGAGUGGCACCGGAGACGUUUCCAAAGAAUGCCCAGAGAAGAUAUUGGGAUGCUGGGGUCAGCUACUUCAGAAAUGGCACAGCAAUCUGAGUGUGAGACCUAAGGGACUGUCCUCAUUGGUGAAGAGAGGAGGGGUACCAGAGGCGCUUAGAGCUGAGGUUUGGCAACUUCUCGCUGGCUGCCAUGAAGAUCAAGAAAUGAUGGAGAAAUACAAGAACCUCAUCGUAAAAGAUUCUGCCCAAGAGAGUGUCAUCAAAAGAGAUAUCCACCGCACGUUCCCCGCACACGAUUACUUCAAGGACACGGAGGGGGAUGGACAAGAUUCUCUGUACAAGAUCUGUAAGGCAUACUCUUUAUACGAUGAGGAUAUUGGCUAUUGUCAGGGCCAAAGCUUCCUUGCUGCGGUGCUGCUGCUUCAUAUGCCGGAAGAGCAGGCGUUUUGUGUCUUGGUCAGGAUCAUGUUUGACUAUCAGUUCAGAAACCUCUAUAAGAAUAACUUUGAAGAUCUGCAUUGCAAGUUUUUCCAGCUUGAGCGCUUGUUUCAGGAUCAGCUGCCUGACCUUUACGCCCAUUUUGCGUCGCUGAAUCUGGAAGCCCACAUGUACGCCUCUCAAUGGUUCUUGAGCUUGUUCACAGCCAAGUUUCCCCUCUGCAUGGUCUUCCACAUCAUGGACCUUCUGCUUUGUGAGGGUCUGACGGUCAUCUUCCAGGUGGCGCUGGCACUUCUGAAGACUUCCAAAGAAGACCUCCUCCAAGCGGAUUUUGAAGGGGCAUUAAAGUUUUUCCGGGUCCAGCUGCCAAAACGUUACAGGGCUGAGGAGAAUGCGCGGAGGCUGAUGGAGCAGGCCUGUAACAUCAAGGUGCCUACAAAAAAGCUUAAGAAAUAUGAAAAGGAGUACCUGGCAAUGAGAGAGAGCCAGUUACAACAAGAGGAUCCAAUCGAGAGAUACAAGAGAGAAAAUCGGAGGCUCCAGGAGACCAGCAUGAGACUGGAACAGGAAAAUGACGACUUGGCGCAUGAACUGGUCACCAGUAAGAUCGCUCUGCGCAAUGAUUUGGACCAGGCUGAAGACAAGGCUGAAGUGUUAAAUAAAGAACUUCUGCUCACCAAACAGAGGCUGAUCGAAGCCGAGGAGGAAAAGCGCAAACAGGAGGAAGAAACCGCACAGCUAAAGGAAGUUUUCCGAAAGCAGUUAGAAAAGGCAGAACAAGAAAUUAAAAAGACAACUGCUAUCAUAGCAGAGUACAAACAGAUAUGCUCUCAGCUGAGCACUCGGCUGGAAAGACAACAGACGGCAAGUCGGGAGGAGCUAGAGAUUGUAAAGGCCAAGGUGAUGUCCUGCAGUCAGUGCAGCGAGAUCUUCAGUAAGGAAGGAUCAGCUCAGAGCUCCAGUGGAGACUGCGGAGAUGACGAGAAGGACUCUCUGAUGAAGCACCUGCGAGAGAUGGAGCUGGAGCUGGCACAGACCAAACUGCAGCUUGUGGAGGCCAAGUGUAAAAUACAGGAGCUGGAGCACCAGCGAGGAGCACUGCUCAAUGAAAUCCAAGCUGCCAAAAACUCCUGGUUUAGUAAAACCCUGAACUCUAUUAAAACCGCCACAGGGAGCCAGCCCGCCACCCCCCAGUCUCCACAGGGAGCCCAGGCCUCCAGCCCAGUACUACAGGCACCCAAGGAGAGCACAUAA
Messenger RNA from Bufo bufo (common toad), 3381 nucleotides. It is a transcript of the gene RABGAP1L, whose product is annotated as RAB GTPase activating protein 1 like. The coding region runs from base 229 to 3381 and encodes 1050 amino acids. The record is from RefSeq and is a predicted model, not a curated record. Lineage: Eukaryota; Metazoa; Chordata; Amphibia; Anura; Bufonidae. The transcript has 26 exons.